This is a messenger RNA of Kuraishia capsulata CBS 1993, 744 nucleotides long. RefSeq lists its product as uncharacterized. Gene Ontology annotation, cellular component: chromosome, telomeric region; site of double-strand break; nucleus. The record is from RefSeq and is a predicted model, not a curated record. Gene Ontology annotation, molecular function: DNA binding. Lineage: Eukaryota; Fungi; Ascomycota; Pichiomycetes; Pichiales; Pichiaceae. Bases 1 to 744 code for a protein of 247 amino acids. Gene Ontology annotation, biological process: nucleotide-excision repair; double-strand break repair via homologous recombination; DNA replication. The transcript has 2 exons.
AUGGCGACUUACCAAUCAUACGGACAAGGAGGGUUCAACACCUAUGGAAACCCAUCUACAGGCUUUGAAGAGCCUCAAAGCACCGAACCACGUUUGCAACCCAAGAAUAGCAUCACGCCUGUGACGAUUAAGCAGAUUCAUGCUGUGAGCCAGCCUCUUCAAGAUGCCGGGUUUUUUUUCCAUAACAUGGAGAUUGCUGCAGUUUCGUUCAUAGGCGUUGUCCGUAACGCUGUUGACGUUUCGAAUGCUAUCUCGUACACGAUUGAGGACGGAACCGGGUCUAUUGAGGUCAGAGAAUGGUACGACGAAGGAGCUGGAGCCAAGGAGCCAUUUCCUACCAAUAUCUACGUGCACGUUUCUGGGUCUUUGAAGUUAUUCAACGGAAAGAAAAGUGUGCAGAACCCACGUAUCCGCAAGGUGGAGGACCACAACGAAGUGGUUUACCACAACCUGUAUGCUAUCGCCGCCUACCUCAGAUCCAAGAACCCAAACAAGCAAGUGAAAAUGAACAGCAAUGGCGACCUGUUUGUGUCGGAGCCAGCUUCUGAGGAGGGACUUCCUAAGGACAGGAUCAUGAAGUACAUCGCCACGAUGACUCCAUCUAUGGCUGAGGGUGUUCCGGCCUCGUUGAUCGCGAGAUCGCUGAAACUCAACGAGAACGAGGUGGAGGCCCACAUACGCGAUCUGUGCGAUGCUGGCAAGGUGUACUCGGGAUUCGAUGAUAAUGGUUAUCUUGCUGUUUAA